Molecule: messenger RNA, 1128 nt
Organism: Phodopus roborovskii (desert hamster)
Lineage: Eukaryota; Metazoa; Chordata; Mammalia; Rodentia; Cricetidae
Gene: Tmlhe
Product: trimethyllysine hydroxylase, epsilon
Exons: 5
Biological process (GO): carnitine biosynthetic process
Cellular component (GO): mitochondrion
Molecular function (GO): iron ion binding; trimethyllysine dioxygenase activity
Source: RefSeq, a predicted model, not a curated record
GGCCAGAUGGUCAUGUGACUAGAUAUGAUCUGGAUUGGCUGGUGAAAAAUAGCUAUGAAAGGCAGAAACAGAAGGUUAUCCAACCUAGAAUUUUAUGGAACGCUAACCUCUACAAGCAAGCCCAAGUUCCAUCUGUUGAUUUCAAGAGUUUGUUAGAAACAAAUGAUGAACUGAAGAAGUUUCUACAGAAUUUUCUGCUAUAUGGAAUUGCAUUUGUAGAAAAUGUCCCUCCUACUCAAGAGCAUACAGAGAAAUUGGCAGAAAGGAUCAGUUUAAUCAGAGAAACCAUCUAUGGAAGGAUGUGGUAUUUUACUUCAGAUUUUUCCAGAGGUGACACUGCAUACACCAAGUUAGCUCUAGAUCGGCACACUGACACUACCUACUUCCAAGAGCCCUGUGGCAUUCAAGUAUUCCAUUGUCUUAAGCAUGAAGGAACAGGUGGCAGGACACUGUUAGUGGAUGGAUUCUAUGCAGCACAACAAGUACUUCAAAAAGCACCUGAGGAAUUUGAACUCCUCUGCAAAGUGCCAUUAAAGCAUGAAUAUAUUGAAAAUGUUGGAGAAUGUCAUAACCACAUGAUUGGGGUUGGGCCAGUCCUAAAUAUCUACCCAUGGAGUAAAGAGCUGUAUUUGAUCAGGUACAACAACUAUGAUCGAGCUGUCAUCAACACUGUGCCUUAUGAUGUUGUCCAUCGUUGGUAUACAGCACAUCGAACCCUAACAACUGAAUUGAGAAGGCCUGAGAAUGAGCUUUGGGUCAAACUGAAGCCUGGAAAAGUACUAUUUAUAGACAAUUGGCGAGUCCUUCAUGGAAGGGAAUCUUUCACUGGAUACCGCCAACUCUGUGGCUGCUAUUUAACAAGAGAUGAUGUAUUGAACACUGCUCGUCUCUUGGGGCUUCAUGCUUAAAAUUGAAAGCACUGGGAUUAUGAGAAUACUUGGCACCCUACCACCAGAAUUUUGUAUCAACAGAACAAUAUUAUGCCAAAUUUUUUUUCAUUUUGUCUCCUUCCAAUUCAAAAAAAAAAAAAAAACAGAAGCUUUUCCUUAUUUUACUAGGAAAAAACUGUUAAAGAAAGUGGGCUUCUGCCCUAGUCCCUACUUCACAGGACCUGUCACAUCUACAUGA